CCGCAUCCAUAGCAACUGGAACUGUUCUCUCUCAACUGACAACGAGCGACUGGCGUCAAAUUUCUACAAAAGGGAAUUAUUUUUAAAGUCUUCUUUGAUCCGUGACAUCUUUUCGGAAAAAUCACCGCACAUCGUCAAGAUUUGAGGACAUUUCAACUUUAAUCCCGUUUUUAGAAAAAAAAUCAAGAUGCCUACCGAGUGCACUGCCAAUCCACUCCAGCGGGAAUUGGCCGACAGCAUUAUCCGAUUCUCUCCGUUGGAUGAUCUGAGAAUACUCGUCGCCUGUGGUGCCAGCCCUAAUGAUCAAGUCACACAAGGUUUGCGUCCGCUUCAUUAUGCGGUUUGGCAACGUUACCUCGAAGCUGUCCAAUUCUUACUCGUCCGCGGGAGCGACGUCAAUGCUCGGGAUGACUGUGGAUACACUGCUCUACACCUGAGUGCCGAACAUGGCUACACUGAAAUCAUGAGCCUUCUCCUGGAAUACCAAGCCAAAGUGAAUUUCUCUGAUAAAAUCGACGAAGACAAGGUAGACGCAAACAAACCCAACCUGUGCGAUGAACCUCUGCACUUGGCGAUCAAAAAUGGCCAUUACGAAGCAGCGCGUAUGCUGCUCGAAAACGGAGCUAACGUCAAUGCUCGUUACUUUUUCGGCUGUGAAAUUAGUCUCAUCUCAGCGCUAAACCCAGAAGCCAUGGAACUUUUACUGAUGUACGGUGCCUAUCCCGAUUCAAGGGAUCGUUCCGGAUUGACUCCAUUGAUGAAAGCCUGCAGAAAUCCUCAGGCUACAGAAACUGUUUUGAAACUCAUUUCCUACGGAGCCGAUGUCAAUGCCCAAGCGGAUGAGCGAAACGAUCACAGAUCGGUGCUUCACUAUGCCGUCCUUUCGGGAAAUCGUUCAAUGGUCAGUCUUUUAUUGAAACAAGGAGCCCGAGUCAGACCUUUACCUGGUGAUCCGGCGCUCUCUAAGCCUUCGAUAUUGGAUUUGGCUGUGCUGAAAGGGGACGUCGAACUCGUCAAGAUGCUCAUUGAAGCUGGAGCUGAUGUCAACAACACUUCGUCCAUUCUGGGCUCAGCCUUACAUGUGGCCUGCGCCGACAACAUAGCCAACCGGGCAGAUAUCAUUCGCGUUUUGCUUGAAAAUGGCGCUGAUCCCAACAUUGCAGCCAGGAGCGACGAGGGUUUGCUUCAUCCUUCCGUAUUGGCCGAGUACAUCACUUCCAAUGGCAACAAAGAUAAACUUAGCCACGACGUUGUAGACUUGCUUCUACGCCAUGGGGCUCAGGUGGUCCUCAAGACACAACACCGUCAUCCUCUGGGACUGUAUUCUGUCUUACCGAUUAUGGCCAAGCAUCCACGGGUCUUUUUGAAUAUGAUGGAUGCAGCCGAAAGUUUCGAUAACGUCAUGCUCAAGCGCCUCAACAACUUCCCGCCUGAAUUCAAAGAAAUUAUUCUCGAACUCGCCACCAAACCUCUUUCCCUCCAGCAGCAGUGCCGAUUCUUCCUGCGCCAGCACUUGCAACCCAAGAUUCACCUUAAAGUACCUUUGCUCGAAAUCCCCACAAUCCUGCAAUCCUAUCUGCUUUUUGAAAUCAGUUAGUUUAAUAUCGAACGCGCUAUUACUAUAUAUGCACCGCACUGCUGUCCUUUCUCUUCAAUUGUACAAAUGUUACGCUCGUCUUGGGCAAUCGUACUUUUUAAAAAACAAGAAACGACUGGAAUUUGGUUGCAAAUUCCAGUCUUGAGAUUAAAAUAUCGUUAUUACUGAAGGAAUACGAGCGGAUAAAUACAAAAGUAAAUUAAAAAGAAAAA
This is a messenger RNA of Daphnia pulicaria, 1809 nucleotides long. Its product is annotated as putative ankyrin repeat protein RF_0381. Gene Ontology annotation, molecular function: protein binding. NCBI's taxonomy places the organism in Eukaryota, Metazoa, Arthropoda, Branchiopoda, Diplostraca, Daphniidae. The transcript is spliced from 8 exons. Gene Ontology annotation, biological process: intracellular signal transduction. The record is from RefSeq and is a predicted model, not a curated record. Bases 188 to 1597 code for a protein of 469 amino acids.